GUUCAAUGUUUAAUCCGUCACAUAUCCUUUCGUUCUUACUGCUUUGACAAAUGAAGCAUGACAAUAUUGGGUUCUACAUUUUGUUUCACCAAGUGACAGCUAUAUUUAUAACCUAAAUUAGUCAUCGAGUGUAGUUAAAUGAUAGUAGCGGCGUCCAGAUUAAGUGCUAGUUAUGUUCGUCAAAUAAUUUUGUUCAUUAAUGUUGAAGUACCAUAUUCUGGUUAAAUAAGCCACUGGGGUUUACUUCACCAUCGAGCUGUCGGCGACGCUAACUGAGAUAACUGCGUAGAACCAGCUUUUCAAAAUGACGAGCAUCUACAACUGGUACAGAGACCUCUUGGACAACAGGAGUGAUCCCCGGGUGAAGGAUUGGCCGAUGACGUCGUCGCCGUGGCCAACGGUCGCGAUAUGUCUGGGCUACGCCUACUUCUCCAAGUCCCUCGGGCCCAGGCUCAUGGCCAACAGGAAACCCUUCGAACUGAGGGGCGUCCUCAUAGUAUAUAACCUAUUCCAAACCCUGUUCAGCGCCUGGAUAUUCUAUGAGUACCUAAUGAGCGGCUGGUGGGGUGAAUACAACUUCACUUGUCAACUCGUCGACUACUCGAGGAGCCCUACUGCAAUGAGGAUGGCAGCCACGUGCUGGUGGUACUACUUCAGCAAGUUCACAGAGUUCUUCGACACGCUGUUUUUCAUUCUACGCAAGAAGAACGAGCAGGCGUCCACACUGCAUGUGAUACACCACGGCAUCAUGCCCUUCUCAGUGUGGAUGGGCCUUAAAUUCGCGCCAGGCGGCCACAGCACAUUCUUCGCGCUGCUCAACACGUUUGUGCAUAUCGUCAUGUACUUCUACUACAUGGUGUCAGCCAUGGGACCCAAGUACCAGAAGUACAUCUGGUGGAAGAAGUACCUCACCGCUUUCCAGAUGGUCCAGUUCGUGAUGAUCUUCAGCCACCAGCUGCAGGUGCUCUUCCGGCCGUCGUGCCAGUACCCGCACGUGUUCGUCUACUGGAUCGCCAUGCACGGUUUCCUCUUCCUGUUCCUCUUCAGCGAUUUCUACAAGGCGAGAUACACGCGGAAGGUGCAGAAACGCGCCGAUGGACUUUGUAUGGCGGUGGAUGUGGGCGCGACGCGCGGGUACAAGGAGGGGUCGCAGGUGCCGAGCGCGUACGCGUCGUCGGCCGCGGACGCCUUCGUGCGGCGGCGGCCCGUCUCAUAGUGCCCGCUACACC
Messenger RNA from Cydia amplana, 1229 nucleotides. Its product is annotated as very long chain fatty acid elongase 7-like. The coding region runs from base 305 to 1216 and encodes 303 amino acids. Gene Ontology annotation, molecular function: fatty acid elongase activity. Gene Ontology annotation, biological process: fatty acid elongation, polyunsaturated fatty acid; very long-chain fatty acid biosynthetic process; fatty acid elongation, saturated fatty acid. The transcript has 8 exons. NCBI's taxonomy places the organism in Eukaryota, Metazoa, Arthropoda, Insecta, Lepidoptera, Tortricidae. The record is from RefSeq and is a predicted model, not a curated record. Gene Ontology annotation, cellular component: endoplasmic reticulum membrane.